AGGUACUAAGAGUGAUGGAAACUGACAAUUGAAAGCAGGCUCCCCAACACAGUGAUGUUUGUAGUAUGGUGGCAGAGAUCUUGUUUAUCGCUAAGAACUCUCACCUAACAAAGAAUUGUGCAAUUCGAAGAGGAUUACAAGCCGGAAGGAAUUGUGAAAGAAGAUGAACGAAUCGCUUGCUGAUGAUUUAUUUAGUGUUGUGCAGCGAGUGAUUUGUGUCGUGUUUUGGGUUAGAUAGUCAGUUGUUUCGCGAUGUCAAAUGUAAUGGAUGCAACGUCGGUGUUAACUGCUGACAUUUUUAGUGUCUUUAUUUUAAUCGCAGUUUAAAACGUACGGAUGGAUUCUUUGUUUUAUUCAGCAGUCAUUCGAGAAGAUUCUUUUUCUUGUCUGUGCUAUAAAGGGCUUGGUGUAGAUGUUUAAUGUAGUGCAAUUUCGCGGUCUCAGUGCCGUUACUGCCACCAUCUUAUAAUGAUAUUGUGCAAAUUUAUCGUGAGGUCCGACCCAUUUUCGACUCGUAUUUGUUCGAUGUGUUCUAAGAACCGUGAAAGGUUUUCGUCCGAGAGUCUGCAAACGGUAAAACGACUUUUAAAUACCUCUACGUUACUCAAAUAAUCGCAAAAUCGGAUGUAAAUGAACUCUGCUUCAUUUUUGUCGUUUUCAGUGUUUAAUUUUAAUGAUUCACCUCUUGUUUGUUAGUCAUGUGACCAGCACAGUGUAAUAUAAUAUAGACUUUUGAGUGUAGAUGCAAUUAAUAUUGGAAGUUGUAUACCGAUUUUUCAAAUGUAUCGAAAUUAUGCUUAACGGAAGGCCUGAACCCUGUUUUCAAGACCGGUAUUUGCAAUUACUAAUGAAACGUCAAACAGAGAAAUAUUUUCUUUUUAGAAUUUUAAAAGUGUGAGUUUAGUUUCACGGAUUCCAAUUCUGGCCUACGGACUGUCACUAAUUAAUUAGUGAAGAAGCCUAUAGUGUUUGAACUUGCGACAACAUCAGAACGUAUUUAUUAUUACAUUACACGAAAUGAAAGCAGAGACUGAUAUUUUAUUACAAAGUUAAGUUCGAUUUGAGGAAUAAUACACGUAAUUCAACUGUCGAAACGUCCGAUAGCAGCGCGGUAGUAAUUGGCGGACAUUUAAGUGAUCGUUCAUACAGUUUAUCGUUCUUGGAACAUCAGUACUUCGUAGAACAAUAAAUGCGAUUUUUUAUUUAUGAAAUAUCUCCUUUAAGAAAGUUGUCGGUGGAUACGAAUUGUCUGAAACUACAUCUCCAGGAAAUAGCAUUAUUAUUGAUACUAUUAAUAUUGUGAGUGUCUGUGAACCUAGUGGAUUACUCCUUACCGAUGUGCAAUCGAAGGUCAGUCUGCUUAACCGGAACAGCAUAGAAGUGUGACGGCGUUGGGAUUCCCGUUGUCAUGGCAGCGAGAGGGUCGCUCCUGCCGUGAGAUGGCGUAGUGACGAGUGACGUCACUCGGACUGGGGGUCACGUGACACACGUGACGGUAGAGGAAGUGGGCUGGAGCCGUGGUGGCGCUGUUUCCUGGAGAACGGCUUACCACACCGCUAUCCGGUACAGAUGUCCUGACACCGGGCCGCACAGGGGCAGCAGGAUGACAGCUCCUGACGAGGACUAUGGGCGGCGGGAAAGACUGCUGUUGCACCACCCCCAUCAGUACCCGCCCCCUGGUCCGACACCAUCACCCGGGGCUGGAGAGCGGUACAUACCACCACCCUCUCCCGCACAGGGCCACAGUGGUAGUGGCGCUGGAGAGCGUUAUAUACCAGCCCCGACGCCACCCCCGGGGGAUCGUUACAUCCCUCCACCAGCCCCGGCACCCGGCGACCGCUAUCUUCCAUCGAACGAGCGUUACCACCAAAGUUCCUCGACAGGUGAUAGGUACCUGGAGCCUUCGGGUGCUGGGGACCGCUAUUUGCCACCUGCCGCCGCCCCUGGAGAUAGGUAUCUUCCAACCCCUUCCAGUGUUACAAGUGACCGGUACCUAUCGCCACCAGCUCCAGCACCUGGGGAGCGAUACCUGCCCCCUUCUGCGCCGGCACCAGAUGAGAGAUACCUGCCCCCGCCGUCACCAGCGACACCCGGAGGACCUGGCGACCCUUACAUGCGUCGUGAUUUGGGAUACCACCAUCAUUACCGGCUGCCNNACCCCUCAUACCACCCUCACCACCCACAUCACCCUUCUCACCACCAGUUUCACCCUCUUUAUCACCACCAGCGCGCUUUACCACCCGCCCCACAUCACCGCUCGCUCAACUACCAUCCCCAUACUCCUCACCACGUGGUACCUUCACCAAACAGAGGCCAUAUCCGAUGUUGCCACUCGGCUGAACCUCCCUAUCUCUUGCCUUCAACGGGAAGUCCAGGCAAUGUAUCUGCAUGUAACACGCCUUCAGACCCCGGUUCAGGCAGCGGAGGAACUUCUGCUGUUGUGAUGUUGACUGCGUGUACCGGAAAUAUCGCAGCAUCUGGUACGGGUUCAUCGUCAUCGUCAUCAUCUUUAGCUAUAGCACCGGCUACAAGUGUUAGUGGAGGAGCUGAAUAUAUGACGUCACCAUUGUUGCCUCAUCGUGGACGGACGCCCCCUUGUAGUGUUGUGUCUCAGCGUCUGGCAGCACAGUCGCCUUCCGCUUCCGGUAAUAACGUAGCCUCUAACAUAGCAUCUUCCGCGUCGAACGUUCCCGUUAUCGAAUACGUUGGAGCCAGCGGUGGGAGACACGUGUCUACUCCCACACCCCCGCCGACUUCAUUACUACCGCGUUGUGGUAGCUUGAAUAGUUGUGACCUUGGAAUUGAAAACCCUUUAUGUGGAAGUGGUGAUGGUGUGAGCAACAGCACCGGUAGUGUAGGAGGUAACGGCCAUCACCACCACAAUCUUAAUCACAGUCUUCACCAACAGCAGCCGCCGCCUCAGAGAAGAGGGUGUGGUGGGGUCAUCGAUAAAUUGGACCCACAAGGCUCAACAAUGUCAUUAUGUUGUGGAAGUAGUCGCAGAUUCGCAACGAUGCAGGCUCCGCCACCUCCAAUGUCGCAGCAGCAAGUCAUUUCAACGGCUGCGCAGUGCCCAGCUGGGUGCACGUCGACAGGCGAACUGCAGCCGCCGUCUGUCUCGACGACUGCACCUUCUGUCCCCAGGCCAGAAUCUAGACAAUCCCUGGCUGCAUCCGCUGCUACCACACCGUCACAUCCGGCCCUCCAGCACAGCACCCCCCACCACUCGUCUCUCUGGCGCGCGGUGGGUCAGGGCUCGACCCCAGCAGCGGCAGGUACUGGGACAUCGGGCGUCACCGGCUCACAACACGAGCCCUCACCUCCUUCCAGCGCUCCUCAGGCCUGCCCGACGCCUGACUCCUACACCAGCCAUCAAGCAGGUUCUGGCGUGUCUUUGGAGCGGUCCUUAUCAGCACCUGCGUCGUCCUCGCAUAAUGUGGGAGCCAUACAGCAGCAGCAGCAGGAGGGACAUCCCCCGUUUGGCAGGUCGCUGUCCAGAACGGAGGUCGUCAAGAACUACAUCAAACGGGAGACAGCGGUGUUCUUCGGCGUUGAGGAGUCGAACGAAGAUGAACAGCAAGCCAGGUGGUUGGAUCGCCGGAAGAGGCUCGCUGUCAGAAAGUACGGUUCCCUGAAGGAAGAGUGUCUGACGCCCGCGACAACAUUAAGGUCGCCCAGAACCGCUGCCCGACAGUUGCAACUUACAAGUGCCUAUGCAUCUCAGACCCGGGAUUACUUCGCAGCCGGGCGGCCCGACGUGCUACCUGGGGGUCGAGAGUCCCUUGAUUCCCCUGCGGAACACCAGGCUACAACCCCGCAACGCUGGGCUGAACCUCCUGUCCGGCGGAAAGAGUCUGUCGCGAGAAUGACCUUCGGAGGCCUGGCCUUGGUCGUUGCGUCUCUCACUCGGCAUCGGCCGAGGCCCGCCUCCAGGACUCGACAGUUCUCCCGCAGUUACCCCUCGUCAACUGUGGGCCCCAGUCCGGACCCGUCUUCUCCCGUUACAGAUGAAGAGGUAAGUUAAAUCAUCAUCGCCCUG
This is a messenger RNA of Zootermopsis nevadensis, 4039 nucleotides long. The record is from RefSeq and is a predicted model, not a curated record. NCBI's taxonomy places the organism in Eukaryota, Metazoa, Arthropoda, Insecta, Blattodea, Termopsidae.